Selaginella moellendorffii is the source of this 1287-nucleotide messenger RNA. Its product is annotated as extensin-2. NCBI's taxonomy places the organism in Eukaryota, Viridiplantae, Streptophyta, Lycopodiopsida, Selaginellales, Selaginellaceae. The coding region runs from base 1 to 1230 and encodes 409 amino acids. The transcript has 2 exons. The record is from RefSeq and is a predicted model, not a curated record.
AUGGCUUCCAAUGCAGCAGCGGGAUUGCUCGUCCUCUUGGUGGCGCUCAUCGCUUCGAUCGCCAAUGCUGAUGGUGGUCGCAAGCUAAUGAAGAGCCAGGUGGAGCAGUACUACGACACUCCAUCCCCGGUUUAUCCCUCGCCAUCCCCGGUUUAUCAAAGCCCCAGUCCGGUAUACAAGCCUCCUCCAUCCCCAGUUUAUUCGUCGCCUUCUCCAGUCUACAGCCCACCACCAUCUCCAGUUUAUUCUUCUCCUUCUCCAGUCUACAGCCCGCCACCAUCUCCAGUUUAUUCCUCACCAUCUCCAGUUUAUCAUAGUCCCCCUCCAGUUUAUUCCUCGCCAUCUCCAGUUUAUCACAGCCCCCCACCAUCUCCAGUUUAUUCAUCGCCAUCCCCGGUUUACAAGCCCUCGCCAUCUCCAUCCCCGGUUUACAAGCCAUCUCCAUCCCCAGUUUAUCACAGCCCUCCUCCGGUCUACUCCUCGCCAUCCCCGGUUUAUAAGCCGUCGCCUUCCCCAGUUUACCACAGUCCACCUCCAGUCUAUUCCUCUCCAUCACCCGUGUAUCACAGCCCACCUCCGGUUUACUCGUCUCCAUCGCCUGUGUAUCACAGCCCACCUCCGGUUUACACUUCUCCAUCUCCGGUUUAUCACAGCCCACCUCCAGUUUACUCUUCUCCAUCUCCUGUAUAUCACAGUCCCUCUCCAGUGUAUCAAUCACCAUCGCCAGUUUACAAGUCUCCACCAUCCCCAGUAUACUCCUCGCCAUCUCCAGUUUACAAGUCGCCACCAUCGCCAGUAUAUUCUUCUCCAUCCCCGGUUUACAGGUCGCCACCCUCGCCAGUAUAUUCUUCUCCAUCUCCCGUUUACAGGUCGCCACCCUCGCCUGUAUAUUCAUCUCCAUCCCCAGUUUACAGGUCGCCACCCUCGCCAGUAUAUUCAUCUCCAUCUCCAGUUUACAGGUCGCCACCUUCUCCGGUGUACUCGUCUCCGGCGCCAGUUUACAGAUCGCCACCAUCGCCGGUAUAUUCGUCCCCGUCUCCGGUCUAUUCGCCGCCACCAUCGCCAGUUUAUUCACCACCACCAUCGCCGGUAUACUCAUCGCCAUCGCCAGUCUACAAAUCGUCACCGCCUCCGGUGUACUCGUCACCGUCGCCAGUGUACAAGCCCCCGACGCCGCCGCCGGUUUAUUCGUCUCCACCGCCGGUUUAUUCUUCGCCACCUCCCUACUGAAGGAUGCUUAGAAUGUAAAGUUUCCAUUCUCUGAAAUUUCAAUGAGCAUUGCUUUCG